ACAAAAAAUCACCCAACCAAUCAUUCAAAUCAUUCAAAUCUAAAUUAAUUAAAAUUACUUAAAUGAGAUGAUUCGCCUCUCUUUUAAUUUAUUCAAAUGUCUUAUUUCGAAUUCAGUCUUAAAAACGCACCUGAUUAGUAACUGAAAGGACUUAUUAGUCAUUUUAGUUUUAGCAGACUUGUGAGAUUAAUCUUUAUAAUUGCUCGGAAAAUAUAAUCAUAAUCAUAAUCAAUUUACAUAAACAAGAAUCAAUUUUGAGUGAGUGUAAAAUAAAAAUAGAAAGCAAAAGAAGGUUUUCCUAGUGGCAGUCAUGGUGGAAUAAAGUGAAAAAAGAAGAAAACAAAUUGUCAAAGUUGAAGGCCAAUCAUGGAAGUUAUGUUGAUAGAACAAGUUUCAAAAUUGAUACUUUUUUGUUCAAUGAUUACAAUAUGUUAUGGUGCUACAAACCCUAAUGAUCUCAAAGUUUUGAAUGAUUUUAGAAAAGGGUUAGAAAAUCCUGAACUUUUGAAAUGGCCCGAAAAAGGUAACAAUGAUCCAUGUGGUUCUCCUUCAUGGCCUUAUGUGUUUUGUUCUGAUGAUAGAGUCACUCAGAUUCAAGCUAAGAAUCUUGGUCUUAGAGGAAAAUUGCCACAAAAUUUUAACCAACUCUCAGAACUUUCCAAUUUAGGUCUUCAACGAAACAAUCUUACUGGUAUGUUACCUAGUUUUCGUGGUUUAUCAAAAUUGGAAUUUGCUUUCUUGGAUUACAAUUCAUUUGAUGCUAUUCCUGUUGAUUUCUUCAAUGGACUAACAAGUCUUAGGAUUUUGUCUUUGGAAGAAAAUCAACUCAAUGUGAGUACUAAUGGUUGGUCAUUUCCUGCGGAUUUGGAGAAUUCGUCACAGUUAACUGAACUUUCCUUUGUUCAUUGUAAUUUGGUUGGAUCUUUGCCUGAUUUUCUAGGCACAUUGCCAUCUCUCACUAGUCUAAGGCUUUCAAACAACAAACUUUCCGGUAUGAUUCCGGCUACUUUUGCUCAAUCUUCAAUUCAGGUUUUGUGGUUGAAUAAUCAAGAAGGAGAAAGCGGUUUUACAGGUUCUAUUGAUGCUAUUGCUUCGAUGGUUUUCUUAACACAGAUUUGGCUACAUGGAAACAAAUUCUCAGGUACAAUUCCAAACAAUAUUGGAAAUCUCACUUCUUUGAAGGAACUCAAUCUCAAUAGUAACAAAAUUGUUGGGCUGAUUCCAAAAUCCUUAGCCGAAAUGAACCUUGAUUCAGUUGUUUUGAACAAUAACAUGCUUAUGGGUCCGAUACCGAAGUUUAAAGCCGCAAACUUUUCUUAUGAUGAUAAUCUCUUUUGUCAAACUGAGCCAGGACUUGAAUGUUCCUCAGAAGUUACAGCACUGCUUGAUUUUCUGAAUAAUCUGAAUUAUCCAUCGUUUCUGAUUUCUGAUUGGUCAGGUAAUAAACCAUGUACAAGUAGCACAGGACCAUGGUUUGGAUUAAGCUGCAACAAUUCAAACUCUGGUGUAUCUAUUAUUAAUCUACCAAAACAUAAGCUUAAUGGUAGUUUAAGUCCCUCACUUGCUAAGUUAGAUUCACUUCUUGAAAUUAGGCUCGCUGGAAAUAAUAUAACCGGCGCAGUUCCUAGUGAUUUUACUAAAUUGAAAUCGUUGAGGUUGUUGGAUUUAACUGAUAAUAAUAUUGAAUCUCCUUUGCCAAAUUUUCAUGAGGGUGUGAAAGUUAUUACUGUCGGUAACCCCUUUCUAAUUAAUAAUCACACUGGAGGGAGUGUUAGUCCUACUAUUAGUGGCAACAGUGGACCGAGUUCGGAGAACAACCCUUCACAUUCUCCAUCUUCACUGAACCAGCCGGUUCCGAGCUCAAAUCAUAAAAUAUUCAAGACAGUGGCAACAGUGGCUGGAGUUGCAGGGUUUGCAGUUGUAGCUUUUUUGGUUGUUUUAUGUUUCUUUAAGAACAAGAAAGCAUCGUCGGAUGCUCCAAGUUCCAUUGUGGUUCACCCUCGAGAUCCUUCUGAUCGAGGAAGUAUAGUUAAAAUUGCGGUUUCAAGCAAAAACACUGGAAGCUUAUCAGGAAAAACUGGCUCAAGUUCACUGAGUAGCUUAAGUGGUGAAACUCAAAACUCUUACUUAAUUGAGGCUGGUAAGAAUGUCAUAUCGGUGCAAGUGCUACGCAAGGUUACUAACGAUUUUGCAUCGGAAAAUGAGCUAGGCCGCGGUGGAUUUGGGACUGUUUACAAAGGGGAGUUAGAAGAUGGAACCAAUAUAGCAGUAAAGAGAAUGGAGAAUGGAGUUAUUGGCAAUAAGGCAUUGGAUGAGUUUCAAUCAGAAAUAGAUGUUCUUUCUAAGGUUCGUCACCGACAUUUGGUAUCUCUUUUAGGGUAUUCCAUUGAAGGCAAUGAGAGACUUUUAGUUUAUGAAUAUAUGCCACUUGGUGCUCUGAGUCAACAUCUUUUUCAUUGGAGAAAAUUCGCGUUGAAGCCUUUAUCUUGGUCACAAAGGCUUGUAAUAGCACUAGAUGUUGCUAGAGCGAUGGAAUAUCUUCAUGGUCUUGCUCGCGAGACCUUUAUUCAUAGAGAUCUCAAGUCUUCUAAUAUUCUACUAGGCAAUGAUUUUCGCGCAAAAGUUUCGGAUUUUGGUCUUGUGAAGCUUGCCCCGAAUGGCGAAAAAUCUAUAGUAACCAAACUUGCCGGGACAUUUGGUUACCUUGCCCCUGAAUAUGCUGUGAUGGGGAAAAUCACCACAAAAGUUGAUGUGUUCAGCUACGGCGUGGUAUUAAUGGAACUUCUAACCGGACUAACGGCGCUUGACGAGAGCCGGUCAGAGGAAAUCCGAUACUUGGCCGAAUGGUUUUGGCGAAUUAAAUCAAACAAAGAAAAGCUUAUGUCUGCCAUUGAUCCAGCUUUGGAACCAAAUGAAGAAACAUAUGAAAGUAUAACUAUUGUAGCAGAACUUGCCGGACAUUGCACUGCUAGGGAAGCAUACCAUAGGCCAGAUAUGAGUCAUGCUGUCAAUGUAUUAGGAGCAUUAGUGGAGAAAUGGCGACCGGUUAACGAUGAACUCGAUUGCUAUUCCGCAAUUGACGACACUCAACAACUUCCUCAAUUGUUGAAAAUUUGGAAGGAUGCAGAACGCAAUGAGUUUAGCUAUAGUACUACUGCUAGUCUUGAAGACAGUAAAGGAAGUAUUGCAUUGAGGCCUACUGGAUUUGCUGAUUCUUUCACUUCUAAUGAUGCUAGAUGAUUAUGAGUUGAUUUCAGUGGAUUUUUGUUCUUCUUGUUUAUUUGUUCUUGAGAAAAUUGACUUGGAUUCACCAUGUCUACUUUUAUUUUUCUUUUGCUUUUAGUCUUUGUAUUGCUUUUGACAUUAAAAUACUGCAGAGUAUACCAUUAUGUAGAUAAAUGUUGUUUUGGUCAUUUUUGUGGCCUACAUCACAAAGAAACAAUUUCUAUUUGAUAGUA
Messenger RNA from Trifolium pratense (red clover), 3458 nucleotides. RefSeq names its product receptor protein kinase TMK1-like. The transcript has 3 exons. Gene Ontology annotation, molecular function: ATP binding; protein kinase activity; protein binding. NCBI's taxonomy places the organism in Eukaryota, Viridiplantae, Streptophyta, Magnoliopsida, Fabales, Fabaceae. The coding region runs from base 367 to 3240 and encodes 957 amino acids. The record is from RefSeq and is a predicted model, not a curated record. Gene Ontology annotation, biological process: protein phosphorylation.